UCUGUUUUCAGCUGGGUUCAGUUUGAAGCAGUGACUGAUCAGGUAAUGCUCACCUGUCUGUCCACCUGUACAGCGUUGCCGUGGCAAUGAGCAGUAACGAGUGCUUCGGUUGCGGCCGCAGCGGCCACUGGGUGAAGAACUGUCCGAGCGGCGGCCGAGGACGAGGAAAAGGUCGAGGACGAGGCAAAGACCUGUUCUGUUACCGCUGUGGGGAACUCGGACACGUGGCCAGAGACUGUGAGCGGACUGAGGAUGCUUGCUACAACUGCGGCCGAGGAGGACACAUCUCCAGAGACUGCAAGGAGCCCAAGAAGGAGCGUGAGCAGCUCUGCUACAACUGCGGCAAGGCGGGUCACAUGGCGCGCGACUGCAACCACGCCCACGAGCAGAAGUGCUACUCCUGCGGCGGCUUCGGACACAUCCAGAAGUGCUGCGAGAAGGUCAAAUGCUACAGGUGAGCACCUGAGACAGAUAAACCAACAGCACACAGGUGGAACUAAUCGGUCCAAUCAAAAGGGACGGAAAAGGGCACAAAAAACCAGAAGUACAAACACAAGGAAAGGCCAUUUCAAAAUAAAACAGGAAGUCACAGAAGAGGGACAUAAAAGCUACAGAAACACCAACAGAGACAGGAAACACAUAAACAGAACAAACUGGUUAUACUGGGUACAGGACUACUAGUCUAACCAGUCCAAACAUUCUGACCAGUACAACUAGUCUGACCAGUGUAACUAAUGUUCUCAGUCCAACCAGUCGAACCAUUUUGACC
Stegastes partitus (bicolor damselfish) is the source of this 769-nucleotide messenger RNA. It is a transcript of the gene cnbpb, whose product is annotated as CCHC-type zinc finger, nucleic acid binding protein b. Gene Ontology annotation, molecular function: zinc ion binding; nucleic acid binding. Lineage: Eukaryota; Metazoa; Chordata; Actinopteri; Pomacentridae. The record is from RefSeq and is a predicted model, not a curated record. The transcript has 3 exons. Bases 87 to 458 code for a protein of 123 amino acids.